Messenger RNA from Hippocampus zosterae (dwarf seahorse), 2254 nucleotides. It is a transcript of the gene foxj2, whose product is annotated as forkhead box J2. Bases 168 to 1802 code for a protein of 544 amino acids. Gene Ontology annotation, cellular component: nucleus. The record is from RefSeq and is a predicted model, not a curated record. Gene Ontology annotation, molecular function: DNA-binding transcription factor activity, RNA polymerase II-specific; RNA polymerase II cis-regulatory region sequence-specific DNA binding. Lineage: Eukaryota; Metazoa; Chordata; Actinopteri; Syngnathiformes; Syngnathidae. The transcript is spliced from 10 exons. Gene Ontology annotation, biological process: regulation of transcription by RNA polymerase II.
CAGGCAGAAAAAAGGGAGGGGAAGGAAAAAGGAAGCUCACCCGAUAGGUCUCGUUGUGUACAAAGUUCCACAAAACUUUUUUUUUUUUUUUUUUACCCCCCCGACUCGAGUUCCGGAGGGGACAGCAAUGCCGUGGGGGCAGACCUGAAGGUGAGAGGACUGCCAUCAUGUCCUCCAACCUGGACUCCAGCCUCACUAGCAUCGACUGGCUGCCGCAACUGGGACUCAGCAGCCUGCGUUCGGGUCGCGAGCGAGGAGGAGAAAAGGAGAAGAGGAGGGACAGAGGAGGAGAGAGGGGGAACGACUUGUUGGCUUCCGCGCAGGACCCCUCCCUGGCCAACGCCAAAGGCAAACCCCCCCACAGCUACGCCACCCUCAUCGCCAUGGCCAUCACCGCCGCGCCGGAGAGGAAGCUGAGCCUGAAUGACAUCUACACUUGGAUCAGUGACACGUUCCCUUACUACAGUCGCACGGGCCGCGGAUGGAAGAACUCCAUUCGGCACAAUCUGUCCCUUAAUAAAUGCUUCAGGAAAGUUCCUCGUCCUCACAACGACCCUGGAAAGGGCUCCUACUGGACAAUGGACGGCCCUGCGAUGUCCAGUCAAGCCAGGGCCGCGAAACGCCCCUACCCGGACGAGGAGCAGCAAAGGCCGGAUGCCCCCCAAGAACCAGCAAGGAGCCCCUCUCCUCGUGCAGAUUCCCGUAAAGACGGCGAUGAAAAGUCCCUGCAGCAGCCCCAGCGGCCCGCCUCCCUCUCUCCUCCCCCAUGCAAGCAACCAUACACGCCAGCUCCCAUCACCCCCAUCGAUAGCCCCCCCGGACCCGGGCCCACACCCCCUAACCCCGCUAUCCCCCCUCUGUCCGCUGCCGGUGGUGCCUGUCCGACAUUCCGUGCCCACUCGGGAGCGGAAUUUGUUCCCGCUUCCUCUUCUUUCUCUCAACCGAGCCCCUCGGCUCUCAAUUUUCCUUCCCCUUUUGCUUUACCUGUGAGCACCCCCAACUCAGGCGGGUCGGGACAGCCCACGGCGGAACCGCCGCUGCGAUUCACCUUCGACGAGAUGAAUUUACCCGACUUAUAUGCGUCGUUCAAGUCUCUGUUUAAGAGUAUGAGGGAGAGAGGAGGCUCACAAGCUGAUCCUGUGGCCAUGCCAAGCAACGACAUCACCCCGCUUCACACUCCGACUCUCCUGCCCAUGUCCCCUCACCUUGCACCGGCGCCACCUGCGACCGCGGCCCCACUCGCCCCACCCGCCCCACCGGGCGACACGGUGCGCCUUUCGCAGCACACGGUUCCGGCCGACUGGUUCACAAGCACCGACUCUCUGAAGGAGAGCUUCCGCAUCGCCAGCAACCUUGACUGGGCCAACAUCGACCUCUCCGGUCACCCAGACUUACUGGAGAGCAUGCGGCAAGCGGAGCUGUGCGACUGGGCCCUGGAUCCGGCGCUUUUCACUUCCCUGUGCGACUCCCUCAACCGCUUCUUUGCCCAGAAAGGCAUGCUGACCUCGGGGAGUCCCUCCCCGCUGUCCGUGGGUGGGAAUCAGCCCCCGCAGCCGCCGCAUCUCGCCGUCCAUCCCUCGUCCUUCCACUACAACCCCGUCAACGGUUCGCCGCUGCCUCGCAGGCCUCUGCACACGCAGGGCCUCAACCUUCAUCGACCUGCGCACGCCCCGCCUGCAAACAUAGCCGGUGGUCCGCAGCCUCCUGCUGUAGCGCCGAGGCCACGCCCACCUUUUAAGAGUCUCCAUAGCAACAGUGAGGAGAUCCAGGACGACUUUGACUGGGAUUCGCUACUCGUCUGAAUAAGGAGAAAUCAGCAAACACCAUCAACCGUUUUCUCGCGCAGCUUGUCCGAAAGUGCGAUUUUCAAAGCCUUUGGACGCCCGAUCCUUAACUUCUCCGUACCGCAUGCCUUCUGCAGAUAAUCAUCGGGGGUGUGGUUUUUACCAUGGGAUAAAAAAAAAAAAAAAAUGGAUCAAGGAAAAUAAAAUAUACAUUUAUUCUUGUCACAUUAUUGUACUCUGCAGCAGUACAAAUUGCAAAUAGGAGAAAGACAUUGAAGUACAGCACAAGCAUGAAACCAAGCAUAACGCCCCCCCCCCUCCCCCCCAUCCUGUUUUGCUUUUUGUUCAAUUUCAUACAUUUCGUUUUCAUUUUGUCAAAUGUAAAUGUUCACAAGCAACACAAUUACCCAGUAUAAGAUUUUUUUUUUCCUUGUUGAUAUAAAAUGUGUAAAUUAAAAGAAUCGCAUGGA